GCGUUGCCUUGACAACGGCUGACGCGUUGUCACUAGGGAAGCUGCUGAGCUCCUGAGAGCUGCAGAGUGGACCCUGCGGGCAGGAGAGUAUGAGGAGCCGGUGUCUGUGUCAAAUCUGCACUUGCGGGCGACAUCAUUGUCCACACGAGACCACAAGGAUUUAUGAAAAUUCCAGCGUGUACUUCCCAACCACUGAAUAUUUGGAGAAGUAUCCCACCUACGGCAAUGUUCUUCCCGCUCAGAGUCUUAAACCCAAGCAAGGAUUUCGAGCAUACGGCGGGAAAAUGGAAGGGAUGACAACAUUUAAAUCCGACUAUCGUCCCCAUGAAAUCGUCCAACAGCCUCGCCACGUCCCAGCAGAGCAUAAACCGAGGCCGGGCCAGAUCGACCUGGGCACCACCUACACACGGGACUUUCACUCUUAUCAAGUGCAUCCCGUGGCAAUAGUCCGGCCUUCAGAGAGACCACACGUCACAAAAGGGAAGUUGGACACCGUCCCAACCUACAGAGAUGAUUACAGGGCUUGGGACAUUCAGAGACGUGAACUUAGUAAACCAGAACAAACUUACUCUCCCCCUACAAAGAAAUUUGGGAAUUCCACUACGUUCCAGGACGACUACGUGCCCCAGGAGACGCAGCCGAGGCAAAACUUUAAACCCGUCUGUGCGGUCAAACCUCCCACAGCCCCUUUUCAUGGCGACACCAGCCAUCGCCUCGAUUAUGUGCCUUACCAGCUCGAGUCCCAGCCUGCUCGGCCCAAAGCCACUUACAGGCCCCCUGACCAACCCUUUGAGGACCUCACGACUCACCGAUGUGCCUUUCAGGGUCUUCUUGGUGAGAGCGCAAAAAUCUGCAGGCCCGCACACGGCACAGUGACCCAAAAUGCUCCGUUCGAGGGGAGCACCGAAUUCCAGGAAAGUUUUCAACCUUGGGAGGUCCCACCCCCCGCAGCCAGGAAAGUGCCCGAGUACGUCCCUCCGCCAGGGGCCAUGCAGCUGCUCAGCUCCAGCCGGCUGGACUUCGUGCCCCAUCGGGCGAACCGUGUCCUCCCCAUCAGGCCCGCGUCCCACAGGGGAAAUAAGAAGCAUCCUUUCCAAGGAAAAAGCACCACGAAGGAAGACUUCCCCGCAUGGGAAAGUUGUCGCCGAGGCCUCAUUAAACAGCGGCAGCAGAUUCCCCGCGCAUCUGGAAAAUUCGAGGGCCUGAGCACUUUCCGAUCUCACUAUGUGCCACACAGGCUGACUCUCACGGAGAGCUGUAAGCCUUUAAACGCUCCCUUGCGGAGUUCCAGCCCAUUCGACGACGUGACCAUGUACUCCACCGAGUACGCCCCAAAGAAACGAGAAGUCUGCCCUGCCAGCGACCCGUCCCUGCCAGGCUACGUCUACGAAAACACCGACUCCCGAGGCCACAGGUUCUUCCGCAGGGUCACGCCCACCGUGAAGGCCUUCUAG
Molecule: messenger RNA, 1454 nt
Organism: Artibeus jamaicensis (Jamaican fruit-eating bat)
Lineage: Eukaryota; Metazoa; Chordata; Mammalia; Chiroptera; Phyllostomidae
Gene: SAXO2
Product: stabilizer of axonemal microtubules 2
Exons: 4
Coding region: 90-1454 (454 amino acids)
Biological process (GO): microtubule anchoring
Cellular component (GO): axonemal microtubule; sperm flagellum; centriole
Molecular function (GO): microtubule binding
Source: RefSeq, a predicted model, not a curated record